Molecule: messenger RNA, 930 nt
Organism: Ilex paraguariensis (yerba mate)
Lineage: Eukaryota; Viridiplantae; Streptophyta; Magnoliopsida; Aquifoliales; Aquifoliaceae
Source: the annotation of a GenBank genome assembly
AUGGGGAAAUUAGGGCGGGCUUUAAGGAAGAGGGUGUGGGCGGGAAGACAAUGGAGGGAAGCGUCGGCUGAGGAGAGAGAAAAUAAAAAUAUCGGUGUUUUCAAAAAUGAGUGGCAUGAAAUUGAAGUGGUUGAUAUCACAAAAGUGGAGGAACAGGCUAGACAGUUGGAGAAAGAUUUGGUUGAGAAGACAAAGACUAGGAUUGAGACCGCUGAGAUCAUAUUGGUUGCAGCCAGAAAAAUGAAGGAAGCCCCUAAAGCCUUUGAAGUUGUUGCUCUUGUAGAGAUUAAUGCCCUAUCAAACAGUGAGAGCUCCUCUGCAGUUCUUCUGCAAAAGCCUGAUGUUGAUGAAGCUAAUGUGUCAAAAGCAAAGAUCUUAAGGCGGGUAGAGGAAACUACGGACAAAGUCAAAAUUAGCAAGAAGACAUUUGAAGAAGCUCUGAGCAGAGUAGAGGCUGCAAAUAGAGGGAAGUUGGCAGUUGAAAAGGCUCUGCGCAAGUGGCAAUCUGAGCAUGGUGUACAUAACUCUACCAAGUUCAAGAAUUCCUACCCACCUCACCUCCAUAAAGAUUCUCGUGUCUUAGAUGCAAAUGGAUUGAAUCUGGUUAAUGAUGAGUCAAAGCCAAUUUUGAGGUCAACUCUAUCGAUAGGGCAAAUAAUGAGCAGAAAGCUGUUGUUAACAAAAGAAUAUGAGAAUGGGAUGCAAACAGAAAAAAGCAAUGGGAAGCCUAAGGUGUCAUUGGGUCAAAUGCUUAGUAAACCCAGUGGUGAUCUCCAUGCUAUUACUCUAAAGGGUGAAAAGGAUGGUGGUCACAAGCAACUCCUCACAAAGAGAAAGAAGUUUGGGUUUGCUCAAAUCUUGCUCCUUGUGACAAAGCAAGGUAAGAAAAAGAAGAAACAAACUGCGAGUUUAAGAUGCUAUAGUGGUUAA